Molecule: messenger RNA, 654 nt
Organism: Phacochoerus africanus (Common warthog)
Lineage: Eukaryota; Metazoa; Chordata; Mammalia; Artiodactyla; Suidae
Product: proline-rich protein HaeIII subfamily 1-like
Exons: 2
Coding region: 1-654 (217 amino acids)
Source: RefSeq, a predicted model, not a curated record
AUGGGUCGGGAGUGGAAAGGGUUAGGAGUGCACAUCGGGGCUAAGAGGCCACCCCCAGCCCCGGGGUUCACCGGGCACCCGAGUCUGGAGCCUGGAGAGGUGGAGGGGCGCGGCUCCCGGGGCGGGACUGGAGGGGGCCGGGCGGCUCCUCCCCUGCCUCCGCCGCCUUGGGUCGGGGCGCGGGGCCGGGCGCCGCGGGAGCCGCAGCCUUUUCCGGGGGGCGGGCCCGGCGGCGGCAGCGCCCGGCUCCUGCCCCGACAGGUGCGCGCCGCGCGCAGGAAUGCGGCGGGCCUGACUCACCAGCGCCUCCUUCCUACCUGCCGCCCGGCCCAUAAAGCGGUCCCCUCCCCGCCGCCGCCGCCCGCCGCCCGCCCUCCCAGCCGUCCGCCCUCCGACCGUUCCGACUCGCUCGCGCGCUGCAGCCGGAGCCGCCGAGCGGAGCCCAGCGCGGGCGCCAAGGUGGGUCCAACCUGGGACUCCGGCAAGCGCCAGGGGCGGGAGAGCAGUCGGGGGUCGCGGGCCGCACGCCCCUGCAGUGCCCCAGACCCCCGCGGCUGGGCGUCCAUCCUGGGACCUCAGAGGAGAGGGAAGGACUUUGAGUGCGAACCCCAGCCUGGGCAGCCGCGCAGGGGAGCCGAUGGGUGGGCCGGGUAG